Aegilops tauschii subsp. strangulata is the source of this 441-nucleotide messenger RNA. RefSeq lists its product as uncharacterized. The record is from RefSeq and is a predicted model, not a curated record. Gene Ontology annotation, molecular function: RNA-DNA hybrid ribonuclease activity; nucleic acid binding. Lineage: Eukaryota; Viridiplantae; Streptophyta; Magnoliopsida; Poales; Poaceae.
AUGGUUUACGGCGACCCAGAUUUAGUGGUCAAUCAAGUGAUGAAGGAGUGGGACAUCAGGAGCCCAGCUGUGACUGGCUAUUGCAAUGCAAUGAGAAAGUUAGAAAAGAAGUUUGAAGGGCUAGAGCUCCACCAUAUUCCCCGACUGAAUAACCAAGCAGCUGAUGACCUGGCAAAUAUAGAUUCCAAGUGGGAGCCCAUUCCCAGCAAUGUGUUCUUGGAGCAUCUUCACACACCAUCAGUUCAAGAGGAUCCCUUCACAGAAGAGCCCCUGCAGCCUAAGAGUUCUACUGAUCCGACUGAAGUUGAAAUCCCAGCCGUAGUCGACUUAAUCAUGGAGGUUUUGGUCAUCAUUCCUGAUUGGACAGUGCCAUAUAUCGCAUACAUUCUCAAGAAAGAGCUUCCAGAAGAUGAAGAUGAGGCACGUCAGAUUGUCCGUUGA